CGCUGAUUGGUUGACGCAGAAAGGCGGGCAAGGAUACCGAAGGAAGCAACGCCGAGGUCGCGCGCCCGCCGUCUCCAUCCAUAGCACAAUCCGCAUGGCACCGAGCAUCGUUGCGUGGAUCGAGCGCCAUGGCGUUGGCGUUGGCGUCGCGAUCAUUGCGAUCACGGGCCUCGGGCUCGGCUUUGCGACCGACGCGACCGACAACAUCCCGCAGCCGUACAACCGCCUCUCGUCGAUCGUGGGCUGGGUCUACUUUGCGUGCUGGAGCGUGAGCUUUUGGCCGCAAGUGUUUCUCAACUGGCGCCGCCAGAGCGUCGAAGGUCUCUCGCUCGACUUUCUCGUGUACAACAUUUUGGGCUUUGGCUGCUACGCGAUCUUCAACGCGGCCUUUUACUGGAGCGAAGUGGUCCAAGACGAGUACAAGCGCUACCACAACGGACUUCCGAACGCCGUCCAAAUCAACGACGUCUUCUUUGCGCUUCACGCGGUCGGUGCGAGUCUACUGACGUAUUACCAAACGACCAUCUACACGCGCGGCAACCAAGUGCUCUCGACGACGUGCAAGGUGGCGGUUGCGGUCGGCGUGGUCGGUGCGGCUGUCUUUUUGGCGCUCACGAUCGUCGUACCGAGCAGUGACUUCUUUAGCCUGCUCAACUUUCUGUACCUGCUCAGCUACAUCAAGCUCGCCGUGUCGCUCGUCAAGUACAUUCCGCAGGUGUACCUCAACUACAAGCGCCAGCUCACGAUCGGCUGGACGAUUUGGAACGUGCUGCUUGACUUUUCCGGUGGGCUUCUCUCGGUGGCGCAGCUCAUCAUGACGAGCUCGGUGACGCACGACUGGACCGCCGUGACGGGUGACCCGGUCAAGUUUGGCCUCGGCUUCACCAGUGUCUUCUUUGACAUUAUCUUUAUGGUCCAACACUACAUUUUGUACCAUGCCAACAAUGUGAGCUCGUCCGAGAACGAGCACUCACCACUGCUCAACCGUCUCUAAUGUCAUCCGAUUUCAAUAUAUAUCGUAAGAAGUUUAAUCCCUCCUAUAUGUUCAGGU
Saprolegnia diclina VS20 is the source of this 1051-nucleotide messenger RNA. RefSeq lists its product as hypothetical. NCBI's taxonomy places the organism in Eukaryota, Oomycota, Saprolegniomycetes, Saprolegniales, Saprolegniaceae. The record is from RefSeq and is a predicted model, not a curated record. Gene Ontology annotation, cellular component: vacuolar membrane. Gene Ontology annotation, molecular function: L-cystine transmembrane transporter activity. Bases 95 to 994 code for a protein of 299 amino acids. Gene Ontology annotation, biological process: L-cystine transport. The transcript has a single exon.